GCAGGAUACAUUCCAGAAAUAUCAGAUCACUUCAUCUUGCACACAGUGAGCACACGCAGGUGUGCAGGUGGAGCGCACAACGUGCACGCGCACUGCGCGUGGGCGGGGCUUGUGUUCGCGCGGCUGAAACGCCUGACAGGUUUCGAACGUCGUGAACUUGGACGCUGAUCGAAACUCCGGGAAAAGUUUUCCAGUGAACAAGCAUGGCCACCGAUUUCACCCAGGAGUCGGUGCUGCGUUUUCUCUUGCGCAACGAAGGAACCGUGCGGAACGUGGAUCUGCUGACCCACUUUAAAGCGUAUCUGAGAGAGCAUGAGGACCGAGUGCGGAACCGCGAGCUGUUUAAAAGGUACGUAAACGCCGUGGCCACGGUGAAGCAGGAGGAUGGAGUUUCUUAUGUCGUGUUAAGGAAGAAGUACCGACCGCAUCUGGGAGACGUCGCCACCAGCGCGGCCUCGGCAGAUAGGCGGGCUGAUAAGAAACAGGAAGGCGUUGGACGCUUCAAGGCAGAAGUGAGUGCUGCCAAACCCAGCCACGGUGAGAAUCCCUGUCUGAAAACUCAGCUCUCACAAGUUCAUAACACGGACCAAAUCUUGCCAGUUGCAGGGAUUGUAAACAACAGCAGAAAUCAUACUGACAAUAUUUACUUGGACAAAGCUUUCCAAACCUCGUCACAUCAGCCAUGGGAACAAAAGGUGUCCUCAGUCCCCAGCAAAGACAGAGCUAUAAAUACAUGCACUCUGGGCAUGUCUUCAUAUACUAUGGACUCGAAACGCUCAAGUGGGAGCGGCCAGAGCUUUGACCAGCCAUCGGAGGUAAAAGGAAUGGAGGAGAAGGCAAAUCCUAAACACAAUGGUGUUCAUGGUGCCAAACCUGGACAAUUGCGAGAAGCAGAUGGCUGCAGCCAGAAGUCCUUUUAUCCCCCUCCAGAUUAUCCACACUGUGAGGUGAGUGUGACCCUUCCGUCCAAGGACACAGCACACAAACACACCCUGCCUGGCUCUUUUCAGUCAUUUGAUGAAAAUCCGUCUUGUGCUUGGCCUUUUCCCAUCCCUCUCAGACAGUCACAAAUUUCAGCUUCCAGUCCGUGUUUAAUUGAAAUCCCUAGUGAUGCUUCCUACUUUGAUGCUUAUAGACAGGAUGGCCUCAGCCAGAGCAAUGACAGUCUGCUCAGGCCAGAUUGCAAUGGUCAGACCACAGGCAUUUACAUACAUGAACAGGAGGACUAUGGAACAAAGGCAGCAGCUCCAGUCAGUCCUGCUCCCCAGAGGAACAGUCUUCCUCUGGAAACACCCCACCCACGUGUGGCUUCCAGCUACCUGGAGCCCAGAUGCCUUCAAGGCCGGUCUUCCAGCCAAAAUAGCCUCCUCCUCCCUUCUUCCAUUAACUCUGACUGGCCUCGAGCAUUUCCACAGGACAACUGGUCCAGUGAUGAUGCACUGAAUUAUCGUGGUGUUGUUUUGACAGAAGGUGGGAAGCAGACUCAGGCUGGCACCCAUCGUUCCCAUGAGGUCAGGCUACUGUCACAGCUAGAUCGCCAAGAAUGCCAGCUCACACCAUGGCACCACUCAACUGGGCACCUUCAUGACGAGGAACCCCAAGCAUCUCUUCCAAGUUCAGCACCAGAUGAGAGCACCCGCAACAGACCUGUUGCCCGGCGACUGUCUCACCGGCUGCGAAGCCGGAUGUGUCGAAGCCUGGGAGCAGAUCUGGACCAAGCAUUUCGGGAGGAUGGUGACACAGCCCGGCUCAAACGACUGCACCGGAUUACCUCUUUUCUUAAUGUCUCCUCCAGCCGAACCCACAGCCCCCUGGACAGUGUGUCCCCUGCCAGCUCUGUUCGCAGCCUGGGUCAUGACUCAUUGUCCUGUGGCCACAGAAACACCCAGGUUCCCUUGGAGCCCCAGGAGCAUGAGUGGUUUGUGAAAGCAGCUUCAGGAAUCUGGACUGAUGUUUACGCCCUUUUCAGAGAGGAUCCAAGCCUGCUGGCCAAACGGGACUUUGUGUCAGGCUAUACUGUACUGCACUGGAUUGCCAAGCAUGGAGACCACCGGGUAUUGAACACUCUGUGGUAUGGUGUGCACAAAGCAGGGAUGAAACUGGAUGUGGAUGCUAGGAGCACGUGUGGCUACACACCACUGCACCUGGCUGCUAUUCACGGCCACAAAAAUCUGCUGCGGCUCCUAGUGCACAAGUUCAAGGCUAAUGUGGCCCUCAGGGACAACAGUGGUAAGAGGCCUUGGCAGUAUUUGGAAAAAAACAGUGACAGAGAUCUGUUGGAGUUGCUUGGUGCUCCCCUGGGGAUGACUGGGGGUAACGCAGGGGUACAGUGGUCCUUAGAUAGACCCCCAGUGGUACCUGUCAACAGAUCAGCAGCUACAGUGAAGAGACACUCAUCACUCGCUGCACUAUUCAAACACAAGUCCCAACUUAGAGUUCCUGCCAAUGUAGAGUUCCUCUAAUAGAAACAUGGUCUCAGGCUUCAGUCUUGGGAAACUGAAACACUGCACAGUCUAGUAUUUUCCCUGCCCCAAUACAGCUGAUUAACUUCACAAAGGGUUUUAUAGUCGGAUGUUGAGUUGAAUCUGACUCUGCAAUGCUUUGUUUUCUCUUUGAACUGAAGCUUGUUUUACCAAGUAUAUUAGAGACUAAAGAGUCUGUCUAGUCUGUCUGCUUACAUAUGUUGGUUUUGGAUUUCAUGAUGAAAAUACAUGCACAUGUUCCACUUGUUCCUCCUUUAGCUGAAAGCAUCAAAUGGGAUACUGAAGGUAAAGGUUUAACAGUUCACUUUUUGUAAGUUUAGCAUACAGUAUUGAAAUUCUCACUUUGUAAGAAGGCUUUAUGUUUAUCUACACAAUAUAUUAAAACAUUUUGGGUGCUUUAAAAGUGACGAGUGAUCUCUUUCUGUUAUUUGAAACAGUGUAGUUUACCUAGCAAAAUUCCCCUCACCAUAGAAGAGUACUGAAGUGAAUUGUUGUGUAUACUUGGUGCCUUGGUGUUUGCUUUGCUCUUCCAAAAUUAACUUGAGUUCUACCAGUCGCCUUUUGCUCAUUAUUUAUCCUUCUCAUUAUUUAUUAAUAAUCAUGUAUCUAAUCCUGUAUUUCUACUCUAAUAAUCUUGUUUUUCUAAAGGAUCCGACUGCUGUAACACCCAGUUUUUUCAAGUUGAACUUGAAGAAACAAGUGGAAUUUGCUUCCUAACCUGUGCUUCUUAAUCUAGAGGAAAAACCCUGACUUAAAAAAACACCCAGCUUCUGCCAAAGCCUCUGUCCUGUGCUCUUUCACUUUCCUCAUUAAACUUCCAGGAAUGUGAUAAAGUACCUAGUAUGAAGAGUGAAGCUACAAUACCUCCAGUAUCCUUCCACAGUUCUUUAUGAAUGCAGGACUAUGAUUAUUUCAAAACAGCCUCCAUAAAAUAGCAUUUGAGCUAUUUCCUUUAAGUUUAAUUGACCUUUUUACGCAAAUGCUAGCCUGUGCAUUAUAGUAUGACAUGUAUAUACAUCCAAAUAGAAUAUCAGUUUUUAUUAUUGGAAACAAGGUUUGCAUUCUGGGAUAUCUGCUGUAAGAUAGAUCGAUGUUAGCCUUCAGUUUUUUCACUGUGUGGGUUUAAUGUUUUACCAUCUGGCCCCAGCGUUUAUUCUGGAAUACGCUGAAUAAAAAUUGAGGUCUUAAAGCUUUUACUGUUCGAAAAGAACAUUCCAUUUUGGUUGUUGCUGGGGUGAUACCAUGGCAGCGUGUACUUGGAUAUAUUGUACAUUAAAGCUUUCCAGUAAAACUCA
This is a messenger RNA of Pangasianodon hypophthalmus (striped catfish), 3778 nucleotides long. RefSeq lists its product as uncharacterized. Bases 204 to 2462 code for a protein of 752 amino acids. NCBI's taxonomy places the organism in Eukaryota, Metazoa, Chordata, Actinopteri, Siluriformes, Pangasiidae. The record is from RefSeq and is a predicted model, not a curated record. Gene Ontology annotation, molecular function: protein binding. The transcript has a single exon.